AAGCAUUAUCCUUGCAAGUUGCUUUAGCCUUUGUUUCCAUUGUCUGUUUUAUUGCCAUGCAUAUACAUUAUUCUGUAGCUUUAUAUAAGGUCUUUUCGACUUCUCCUUGUUCAUCUUGUCUUUUUCCUUCAUACUCUUUCACUUAAUCACAAUGCGCUUUGCUGUCAUCGUUCUUGCUCUCUCCUUCGUGGUCGAGUCUGCGUUUACGGCAUUGCUCACACGUCAAAGUCUGCCCAAUUGCGCUGUCCCGUGUCUGACGGAUGCUGACUUUGGCAACUGUUCUUCCACGGACGAUAGUUGUCUUUGUCACAGCCAGGCUUUCGUCAACAGCACCACGUCCUGUAUUCAGGCAUCGUGUACGGGGUCUGACCUCACAAAUGCCGAAGCUGCUUCCCAAUCGCUUUGUGCUGCAGUGGGCGUCACCUUGACUGUUAGUAGUGCUACUGCAACGGCUACCACAGCAUCCAACGGUACCGCUACCACGGCCAAGCCUUCGUCCACCAACGCUGCAUCAUCGCAUAGCAUUAACAUACUCACUGGUGCAGCAGCCUUUGCCAUCCUGGCUGCAUCAUUAUAAAGUCAUCUCACUAUCAUUAUUCUUUCGCAUUCUUUGCGCCUUAGGACUUGAUAGUCCUUGUCACGGCGUUUUGGAGGUUGAGGUUGAGCAUUAACUCACUUGCCUGAUUGAUUUCUUGCAUACGAUUCGAUUAGAGGAGGGAUUUAUGGGUUUAUAUAGCCAUCUUAUUGUAGUUGAACCUCGUCAUUCAUAGAUCCACUUGGACGCCAUGUUAGGCAAUUUAUUUGAAUUUGUGUGCA
Molecule: messenger RNA, 816 nt
Organism: Suillus subalutaceus
Lineage: Eukaryota; Fungi; Basidiomycota; Agaricomycetes; Boletales; Suillaceae
Exons: 4
Coding region: 152-577 (141 amino acids)
Source: RefSeq, a predicted model, not a curated record